GUGGCUGCCACCACGGCCGCCAACGCUGCCUUUCCACGCAGCCCGCUCAAUUCGCCCGGCGUCGAGGGCUCCCAGGCGCAUGCCUCGCCCAAGCCCGCGGCCACGCCAGAGCUGCCGCCGUCGCAGAAGCCCAAGGAGGGGAAGAGCAAGAUGAAGCUGUUUUCGUCCAAGCCCAAGAACAUCAAGGUCGACAACCGCGCUGAGAGCAAGCACCAGGCCCUGCCCUCGCCAGGCAAGAUUGGCAUUGGCAUCCACAGCUCCCAGGCGCUGAACCGCAUGAUGAUGGCCGGGUCCACGACGAGCUUGGUCGAUCCAAGCGCACCUUCGAGCAGCGCCUCGCUGUACUCGUCGGCCAACGCAUCCACUUCGACCCUGGUGCCCCCCCGGAACGAGUCGCUGCCGGAGCGCAAGGAGGAAAAGCACAAGCACCACUUCUUGUCGCGCCAGAAACACAAGCUCAAGGACCAGGAUAGCUUUGCGCUCCCGCUGUCGUCGGCCAGCAGCAACUCGAAGCCCACCAACCCCAGCGCCCCUGAGCCUCUGUAUUCCUUCGCCGCCCCGUCAUCGCCAGGCCACUCCAGCACAUUUGCCAGCUCCGUCACCGGCCUGGAUCUGAGGCACGGCGGCCGCCACUUGAGACGCGCCAAGAAAGAGGAGAAGACGGCCGCCUACCUGGAUGCACAGUUGGACCCGCCGCACCGAGAACGGAACCAGUCUUUUAGCAUAGAAAGAUCAGAAUGGCCAUUGCUAGCGGGCAGCAUAUCCAACACUUCGAAUCUUUCGACGCCUGGCCAGGCCAUAUCGCAUACCUCUGAAAUGUCGCAUUUGGGCAGCUCGUUUGGUAUCCACGGUCUCUCGCCAGACGAUGCUUGGCCACUGCUCAAAGCAAGGGUUCUGUUGAUAUUCGAGGGCGAAGACCCACGCCCGCCCGUCGAGGACUUCAACGCCCUCGUCACGGUCCACAUCAAGCGCUGCAUCCAAAAGCGCUCGCCCAUUAUCCUCAUCGAAGACCUCAAUGAGCUUCUACAAACUGGCUUUGGCUCGCUCGACCAGACGCUUCGACACGUGCCCGACGACCGGUUGAUUCCGCACCUCGUCGAGAUGUGGCUGGUUGUCUUCACCACCAUCUUACCCUUUCUCCAAGCCGUCUUUCUCCCUCUUGACCUGGAGUUCAGAGGCUCCGGCAUCAUGACCUCGGCGCAAGCAGCCGAAUUCUGGGGCGUCAUGCUCCCUGACGAAAUGAACACCAAGAGCCCCAACCACAAAAACAUACCCAUCCUCGGCGAACUCGAAGUCCGCCGCAUGACGCUCCUCAUGUUCCGCGACAUUGUCAUUCUCCCCCGCUACGAAGCCCUCAUGGCCAUCUUCUCGCGCCUCUCGCUCGAGAACCUCAACGCUGGCCUCGACUCGCCCUCGCCCAUCCCCCAAGACACGCGCCCCGGCACCGCAGGCAGCGCAAACGACACCCUCCUCGGCAGCCUCAACUCCACCAGCCAGAGCAGCGGCGGCUACCUCGAGUCCACCACCAGCAUCACCUCGUCCACCUUUGCCAGCACCCGUUCCCGCGCCACAUCCAACACCUCGGCCGGCUCCUUCUCCUCAAACCCCUCACAACAUCCCCCGACCACAGUCGCACACCUGCACCCCCCGCCCACCUCGCACUCGCACAACCUGCCCCCCGCCGCCCUGCGGCCCCAACCCAUGGACAGCACAAAAGUCACCGAAACCGUUGGCCGCAUGCUCCAGUGCGUCUCGGUCCUUGUCAGCCUCCAGAGCAGCGACGACGCCCAGGACAAAAUCGGGAGACUCAACAAAGAACUCAAGUAUAACUGGUUGGGUAGAGGUCGCACAGGUAGACAGAGACAGGGCUUUGUCGGCCCGAGAAGUAGAGGCGGCGGCUUGAAUUUGGCCGCGGGCGUGUCCACCCCCUCCCUCGUCCCUCUCACCGUAAUCAAAGGCGCAGGCCAAGAAUUUAUUCCGCUGCCAGAAGGCGACAACGCAACAGUCGCUGAUUUCCACUCCAUCCGCACGCAAACCACCUCGACCCCCACACACCUCACCUCGGGCUUCUACAAGAUCCAGGCCGGGCCCGCCAAGCCGGCGCACUACACGUUUGAAGAGACAAAGUACGUGCUCAGCGGGCAGAUUGACGUGCUGGACGAGGCGACGGGCGUCACGCACCAUUUGGUAGCGGGCGACUUUGCGUUUUUCCACGUCGGGUCCAAAGUGCAGUUUUCGACGCAGUCGAGCGGAAUGGCGUUUUAUGCCGUUACCAGGCCUGUAAGGACGCCGCAUCCGAAUUUGAGGGGGAGGGAGGAGAAGGCGUUGGCCAAGUUGUGA
Messenger RNA from Exserohilum turcica Et28A, 2340 nucleotides. RefSeq lists its product as uncharacterized. The record is from RefSeq and is a predicted model, not a curated record. Lineage: Eukaryota; Fungi; Ascomycota; Dothideomycetes; Pleosporales; Pleosporaceae. Gene Ontology annotation, biological process: TORC2 signaling. The transcript has 3 exons. The coding region runs from base 151 to 2340 and encodes 729 amino acids. Gene Ontology annotation, cellular component: TORC2 complex.